GCUGAGGUGGCAGAAGGUAGGGAGCGCUAGUUGACGGAGGAAGAGUCGGAGGCGAAAUCGGAGCCGAAGGAUAACCAUGAAUGGACCCUGGCAUAUCGACAGUCGCGAGCGGGUUCUCAAGUUAGGCGCCAGUUUUGAGAAGCAACCGCGCUGCGCCUUCCACACUGUGCGCUAUGACUUCAAACCUGCUUCAGUUGAUACUUCUUGCGAAGGAGAGCUUGAGGUUGGCAAAGGUGAACAAGUGACAAUAACUCUGCCAAAUAUAGAAGGAUCAACUCCACCAGUAACUGUUUUCAAAGGUUCAAAGAAACCUUACUUAAAAGAAUGCAUUUUGAUUAUUAACCAUGAUACUGGAGAAUGUCGACUAGAAAAACUGAGCAGCAACAUCACUGUAAAAAAAACAAGAGUUGAAGGAAGCAGUAAAAUUCAGUCUCGUGCGGAGCAACAGCAGCAACAAAUGCGGAAUUUAACUAGGACUCCUAAUUUUGUAAAACAUUCUCCAUCCGAAGACAAGAUGUCCCCAACAUCUCCAAUGGAUGACAUUGAAAGAGAACUGAAGGCAGAAGCUAGUCUAAUGGACCAGAUGAGUAGUUGUGAUAGUUCAUCGGAUUCUAAAAGUUCGUCAUCUUCAAGCAGUGAGGAUAGUUCCAGUGACUCAGAAGAUGAAGAGUACAGAUCCUCUCCUUCUGAUCCGGGGAAUUAUGUCUCAGGACAUCCUACCCUGUCUGCCAUGCCACAGUGCAGGAUUCCUGACAUAGAUCCCAGUCAGAAUAGAGAUCCUAACAACAGUGGCCUUCUGAUGAAUACUUUAAGAAAUGAUUUGCAGCUGAGUGAUUCAGGAAGUGACAGUGAUGAAUGAAGAAACAUUCAGCUAUAAAUGUAAAAUUUACAAGACGUGAUUAUUUUAUAUUGAGAAUAAAAAUUCCUAAGACUGAAGAAAAUGUAUCAUGAAAUGAUAAAAUAAAUUAAAUUUAAUGAAUAAUUUUCA
Molecule: messenger RNA, 988 nt
Organism: Rhinolophus ferrumequinum (greater horseshoe bat)
Lineage: Eukaryota; Metazoa; Chordata; Mammalia; Chiroptera; Rhinolophidae
Gene: EAF2
Product: ELL associated factor 2
Exons: 6
Coding region: 77-859 (260 amino acids)
Biological process (GO): regulation of transcription elongation by RNA polymerase II; positive regulation of DNA-templated transcription
Cellular component (GO): super elongation complex
Molecular function (GO): transcription elongation factor activity
Source: RefSeq, a predicted model, not a curated record